UUCCAGAGAGGGAGGAUGCCGUCCCCGUGGCUCACGUCAGACAAUAAGUGCCCGUUCUGCCCAGCUCUCGGAGGCCCUUCUGUCCGCCUGUCUUUCCCCGACUCCCACUCCCUCUGCCCUCUGCCCUCAGCCUGGGAUCACGCCAGCAGCCGCCUGAUGGGGAAUUCUCCGGCGCCCUCGUUCAUGGGCAGCUUCCUCACCAGCAGCCUGGGCUCGGCGGCCCCCGCGCACCCCAGCGGCCCUACCCCCGCCCCCUCGGAGCAGGCCUACCGCGGCCCCCACCCCGCCACCUCCCAGAUCUGGUUCUCUCACUCCCAUGAAGCUCCAGGGUACCCCAGAUUUUCGGGGAGUCUGGCAUCCACCUUCCUACCCAUGAGCCACUUGGAUCACCAUGGAAACAGCAAUGUUCUCUAUGGGCAACAUCGUUUCUAUGGAACCCAAAAAGAUAACUUCUACCUGCGCAACCUGCCCCCCCAGCCCACCCUCCUGCCUGCCAACCACAACUUCCCCGGCGUGGCCCGAGCCGCCCCCGGCCACCCCAUCAGCUCCUGUAGCCGCGACCGAGGCGAGGCCGGCCCCCUGCAGAAGGGUGCCAGGGAGUUCGACCGCUUCCUCAUGGGCAGAGAGCUGGGCAGAGAGAAGGCCGGCAAGGCUGCGGAGGGCAAGGAGAGGCCGGCAGCGGGGGAGGAGGACGGCGGCAAGGAGCGGCACAAGCUCGUGCUGCCCGUGCCGGCAGACGGCCACUGCAAGGACGGCGGCGGGGCGCCCCGGGGCGCCUGCGAGGGCCGCCCCAAGCACCUCGCCUCCUGCCUCCUCAACACCAAGGUGCUCAACGGCGAGACGGGCAAGGCCUCGCUGGCCAGCUGCGCGGGGGGCAUGCUGGUGCGGCCCGGCGUGGGCGUCGCGGCCUCCGGACGCUGCACCAAGGAGGCGGCGGGCCCUGCAGAGCCCGGGCCGGCCUUCAGCGAGGGCCUGGAGAGGCGGCAGACGCGGUGCCAGGCCGCGUCCUACGCGGUGCCGUCUGGCCUGCCCGCCGGGCCGCCCCCGCCCCUCAGCACAGCCACCGGCUCCUUCCCCUGCUUGCAGCUGCACGCGGGCCCGGACGGGCUCUGCCCGCUGCAGGACAAAGUCCCCCGAGACCUGAAGGCCAGCGGGCCCACCUUCGUGCCUUCCGUGGGACACCUGGCCGACAAGAGCCGCCCCUUUCAGGCAGCCGAGGCCUGUGCGGUGGCAGGUGACGGCAAAGACCGGCACCUCGAGGGGGCCUUGGCCCCUGAACACGCUGUGCCCUAUGGGGUCUCCUACGCUCACCUGAAGGCCGAGGGCAAGGCCGAGCGGCGGCCUGGGGGCUUCGAGGCGGCUCUCAACCCCCGGCUAAAGGGCCUGGAGUAUCUCAACAGCACAGGCCCCGAGACCCCCUUCUCCGGGCUCCCCAAAGGUGGUCUGGACAAAAGUGGCUACUUCGAGCUGCCUGCCCACUCACAGGACUGUGCCCGGCCGAGUCACCAGGACCCGCUGGGUGGGAAGGUCGCCCAGGCCUGCUGCACUUUAGAUAAGACCGCCAGCAAGGAGGCCCCCUCCGGUCCCCCUGGGGCCCAGAAGGUGGCCCGGAUCCGGCAUCAGCAGCACUUGGUGACCCCCGAGGUGGAGCCAGGGGGCAGUGGGGCCGAAGCCAAGCGCACGUCCCUGGAACUGGCGUCUCUGGGCUAUGGUGGGCCCCACCUACCCCCAUGGAGCAUCCAGUCGGGCCAGGGCACUGCCAUGGCCAUUGGCGAGGAGCAUAAGGCUGGCACCUACCUGGACCCUUUUAGCGGCAGCCUGCAGCAGGCCGCACUCCUGCCCCAGGAUCUGCCCGCCCCACCCGAUGAGGUCUCGGCCAUGAAGAACCUGCUCAAAUACAGCAACCAAGCGCUGGUCGUCGGCCAGAAGGCACCCUUCGUGGGCCUGGGUGGCCUCAAGGCCAGCUGUGCCCAGCAGGAUGUGAAGUUCCCCGCCUCCAAAGGCCCAGCCCAGGCCCCGGGCGAGGCAGAGAGGCCCGACUGUGCCCGAAGCCGGGAACACGACACCCCACACAGUGACGCGGAAGUGAGGCAGCCUCCCGUGGGCAUCGCGGUGGCCUUGUCCCGGCAGAAGGACACGGUGAGCCGGCCCGAGACGGCCUACGGCACCAACACCGGGCGGCAGGGCCGGGCAGCCCCUGCGUUCAAAGCAGGAGCUGGGCCCCGCUCCACCCACGUGCUGGACCUGGAGGCUGAGGAAGAAAGGGCACGCCUGUCCGAGGACCGCCUGGGGCUCGCCGGCCGGGAGCUCCUGCUUCAGGACAAGGACCGCCUGGAGUUCUCCCGGAUCCACCCGCCCGGCGGCUGCCCCGGAGACCUGGCCCCUCAUCUCAUGAUCGCCAGCGGCUCCUCGCUGCAGAACAGCCAGCUGGGCGGGGACCCAGCCCCCCACCCCCACCCCGCCCACCCCCCGUGGCUGCCCCGCACCCGCAGCCCCUCUUUGUGGAUGGGGGGGCAUUCCUACGGCCUCGGGCACCCCGCCCUGCACCAGAACUUGCCCCCCGGCUUCGCCGCCUCUGUGCCCGGCUCCAUACCCUCCGUCUUCCCCCUCUCCCAGGACAGCCCUGCACAGCUCGUCAUUCUGCCCUCGGAGCCCACGCCCCACACAGCCCCCCACGCGCUUGCUGACGUCAUGGACCAGGCCUCACUGUGGCCCCCCAUGUAUGGGGGCCGGGGCCCCGCCUCCCACGUGCAGCACCCCGGCCAGCUCCCCGUGUACUCGCGGUCCCAGCUCCUGCGCCAGCAAGAGCUCUAUGCCCUACAGCAGCAGCAGCAGCAGCAGCAGCAGAGGGCUGCGCCCGUCCAGCGGAAGCCCGAGGACCACCACCUGGAGCAGGAAGAGCCCACCCAGGAGAAGACCCUGAAGUCCACCCACAAGCCAGUUGCCUUAACCCCCACAGCCAAGGGCACUCCCUCACUUGCCACCAUAGGCCCUGCCAAGCUGUCCCCUUGCUGCCACUCGCCUACCCCGAAGCCCCCUGCCAGCUGCCCCACACCGCCACCGCCACCGCGUCCCGGAGCCUCGUGCACUUUAUCCGUCCGCCCCUCGGGCAGCCCCGGGCCCGGCUCCAAGCUGCCCAGCUCCGAGGACAAGAGUGGGGAGGGCCGGCGGUCCGGAGCCGACCUGAGUGCGUUGGAACCAGACCUGCCUCCCGGAUACACGUGCCCUGUGGCCAGCUCGGGCUUCUCCCUGUCCCCCAGCGUGCACUCUCCUGACCUCUCGGACCCCAAAACUAUGCAAACUGCAGCUCCCAGGGUCCAGCCUGAGCCAGCGAGGACGUUACUACCCGGGGAGCUGCCCCCCCCAAGCCCCCAGAGCCCACAGGAGCCGGGGUUGCCCUUGGGGGCCAGGGAGGCCACCCAGGACCUUGCCGCCACCCCCCACCCUGCCGAGCGGGGACCCUUGGGGAAGGCAGCAGACCUCAGCCCACUGGAGGGGCUUCGAGAACUGCGAUGUGGGGCCCUCCUCGAGGGAGGGGGCCCCGAGGCCAUCGGCCAGGCUCAUUCUACUCAGGGAGGGGCUGCAGAGGAGGGGGCUGCGGUGGAGAGGGGCACGGAGGUGGGGCCAGGGCCUUCAUCGGGGGCCAGCGCCCCGGCCCCGCAGCAGCCGAAGAGUCCAGGUGCCCUCAGUGAGGCCGGGCCGGGCAAUUGGCAGGCCCCCAGGGAAGCAAAGCCGGAAGAGGGGGCUGAGUAUCAGGAGGUCGAGCUGCAGGAGGAGGAGGGCCGGGGGCCAGCUUCCAAGAACAGCCACCUGCCCAGGGCACUCCCGGGCCUGGACGCCCUGGUGGCCGCCACCAUCGACCUGGGGGAUCUGCCAGGUGUCAGCCCGCCGGACCCACAGCUUGCCGCUGCCCCUGGGCCCCCACGCACAGCCCCCUCGCCCUGUAGCUCAGGGAUUCAUGGAAUUGCCCUGCUCAGCGAGCUGGCCGACCUGGAGAUCCAGCAGCAAAGGAGGGAGCCCACCUUGCGAGAGGAAAAGGACGUGCUGGCAUUCGACCUGCAGCGCCUGGCCACGCUGGCCUCAGCCUGGUCCCUGGCGGAGGCCGCUAGCCUGGACAGCCCCUCCUCCUCUGCCCAGCCCCCCGCCGCCGACCCCUGCAGGGCUCCCACACUCACCCCCCGCAUGCAGAUUCUGCAACGGAAGGACACCUGGACCCCCAAGACCAAGCCUGUCUGCCCCCUGAAGGCCGCCAUCGACCGGCUGGACACGCAGGAGGUGGAGAUGCGCGUCCAGCUGGCAGAGCUGCAGCGGCGCUACAAGGAGAAGCAGCGGGAGCUGGCUCGCCUCCAGCGCAGACACGACCACGAGAGAGAGGAGAGCUCACGCAGCCCCGCGAGGCGGGGGCCCGGCCGGCCGAGGAAGCGCAAGUACCCCAGCUUGCUGCCCGCCCUGCGUCCUGGGGGCCAGCUCCCCAGGGGCGACGGCAAGAAAGUCAAGGCGGUGCGGUCCAGCCUGAGCCUGCUGUGCGCUGAGCUGCGGGGUGGCGAGGAGCCUGCGAGGAAGCAAAGCCGACUGGAGAGCAGCGUCUACGUGGGCCUGCAGCCGGCCUCUGCGGAAAAGGUCCGGUGCAAGAGAAGCAGCGGUCAGGGCGAGCUGGCGUCUGCCAUGGCCCACAAGGUGGCCCAGCUGAAGCCGAAAGUGAAGAGCAAGGGGCUGCCUGCCGGCCUCAGCCCCUUCAGGCGGAAGGAGGCCGCCCCAGGGGGACGCAUCCGGAAGAAGCUGUCCAGAGCCAAGAGCACCAAGGUGCCGGGGGCCGCCCGGCACACGCAGCCGGAUGGCGGUGGCGGCAGCAGGGAGACGCCCAAGUUCCCGGCCCAGUCGGCGGUGGCCCCGGCACACGAGGCAGGCGCCGGCUAUGACAGCGAGAACGGCAUAGAUUUCUUGGCGACAGAGGCACCCCCCAAGGAGCCCGGGCUGGCGCUGCAUGGGGGAGCCAGUGUGGCCGUGCUGGGGCCCUCACCCUCUUCCGUGGUCAAGAUGGAGGCCAACCAGAAGGCCAAGAAGAAGAAGGAGAGGCAGGGCUUACUAGGGGCCUGCCGCCUGUCCAGCCCAGAGAGCGAGGUCAAGGUCAAGAGGCGCACGGUGAAGGCCAAGGUGGGCACCAAGCUGGAGCGGGCCCCAGGACGCAGGCCCCCAGGCGCACCAGGCAAAAAGAAAGCCAAGGGCAAGGCCAAAGGUGGCCUGCGGGCGGAGCCAGGGACCACCCCCAGCAGGGACACCCUCUUCAGCCCCGCCCGCGCCUUCACCUGCCGUGAGGAGGGCAGCAAGCUGGCCAGCGAGCGCCUCAAGAGGGCCACACGCAAGAGCACAAUCCUCCAGCCGGGACUGCGGCGGAAGAACGGGGCCCUGUCCAUCGCCCUGUCGCCACGCAACGCCAAGGCCAUCCUGGGGAAGGGCAGGAAGGUGGGCAAGGUGAAAAGCAAGGCUGUCGGCAAGCAGGGCAAGGGCCGGGCAGUGAGUCGGCUGCUGGAGAGCUUUGCUGUGGAAGACGACUUUGCGUUUGACGACAACGGCAGCUUUGAGGAGGAGGAGGAGGAAGAGGAGGAGGACGAAGUGGAGGAAGAGCCGGCUGGGGCCAGCGGUCCUCUGAGCGCGGAGCAGAGCGCCGCCCUGGCUGGCUCGUGCACCAUCCACAAGGAGGAUCUGCAGGACGGGCUGCCCGUACUCAUUCCCAAGGAGGACAGUCUGCUGUACGCGGGCAGCGUCAGGACCCUGCAGCCCCCCGACAUCUACAGCAUCGUCAUCGAGGGCGAGAGAGGCAACAGGCAGAGGAUCUACUCGCUGGAGCAGCUGCUGCAGGAGGCGGUGCUGGAUGUCCGGCCACAGUCCAGCCGCUACCUCCCACCCGGCACGAGGGUCUGUGCCUACUGGAGCCAGAAGUCACGUUGCCUGUAUCCAGGCAACGUGGUCCGAGGUGCCUGCAGUGACGAGGAAGGGGACCUGGACUCCGUGGUCGUGGAGUUUGAUGACGGGGACACCGGCCACAUCGCCGUCUCCAACAUCAGGCUGCUACCUCCGGACUUCAAAAUCCAGUGCACCGAGCCCUCGCCCGCCCUGCUGGUGUCCGGCAGCUGCCGGAGGACCAAGAAAGCCUCCUUCGAGGCCCCUCCCCCCGGCGAGACCCCCGCCCCCAGCCUGUCUCCCAAGGCGCACGAAGGCCCCGAAGCCUCCAAGCCCCCGGGGAAGAAAUCCGUCGGCAAAGACAAAGCUGGCAAAGCGGAGCUCCUGACCUCAGGCGCCAAGCCCCCGCCCGCCGCCCCCGCCGCCGGGGCCUCGGACCACUUCCUGGGCCGCCGGGGCAGCCCGCUGCUGAGCUGGUCGGCGGUGGCGCAGACAAAGCGGAAGGCGGCGGCGGCCGCGGCGGGCGGCAAGGGGCCCGGCGUGCUGCAGAAUCUCUUCCAGCUCAACGGCAGCGCGAAGAAGCUGCGGGCCCGGGAGGCGCUGUUCCCGGUGCACAGCGUGGCCGCGCCCGUGUUCGGCAACGGUUUCCGGGCCGACUCCUUCAGCAGCCUGGCCAGCUCGUACGCGCCCUUCGUCGGCGGGGCCGGGCCGGGCCUGCCCGGGGGCGCCCACAAGCUGCUGCGGGCCAAGAAGGCCGAGCGGGCAGAGGCCGAGAAGGGCGCGCGGCGGCGGGCGGGCGGCGAGUUCCUGGUCAAGCUGGACCACGAGGGCGUGACCUCCCCCAAGAACAAGAACUGCAAGGCGCUGCUCAUGGGUGACAAGGACCUCGGGCCCAAGCUGGGGCGGCCCCUGCCCAGCCCCAGCUACGCGCACCCGGCCCUCGUGGGCAAGGACAGGAAGGGGCGGGCGCCCGUGCACCCGCUGCCCAUGGGGCUGGCGCUGCGCAAGUUCGCGGGCCAGGCGGAGUUCCCGCUGCCUUGCGACAGCGACUGUCACAGCUCCUACUCGGACGACGAGGAGGACGGGCCCGGGCUGGCCCCCGGCGUGCCCUCCCGCUUCCUCGCCCGCCUGUCCGUGUCGUCCUCCUCCUCAGGCUCCACCACCUCCUCCUCCUCGGGCUCCCUGUCCACCUCCAGCCUCUGCUCCUCGGACGACGAGGGCUCGUCCUACAGCUCGGACGACGAGGACCCGGCGCUGCUCCUGCAGACCUGCCUCACCCACCCCGUGCCCGCCCUCCUGGCCCAGCCCGAGGCCUUGCGCUCCAAGGGGGGCGGGCCCCACGCGCACGCGCAUGCGCAGCGCUGCUUCCUGUCCAGGGCCGCGGUGGCCGGCGGGGGCGCGGGCACCGGCCCGAGCGGCGGCAAGUCCAAGCUCAAGCGCAAGGAGGCCCUGAGCUUCUCCAAAGCCAAAGAGCUUUCCCGGAGGCAGCGGCUGCCCUCCGUGGAAAACCGGCCAAAGAUCUCAGCCUUCCUGCCUGCCCGGCAGCUCUGGAAGUGGUCGGGGAACCCCACGCAGAGGCGGGGCAUGAAGGGGAAAGCCAGGAAGCUGUUCUACAAGGCCAUCGUCCGGGGCAAGGAGACGCUGCGCAUCGGGGACUGUGCCGUCUUCCUGUCGGCCGGGCGGCCCAACCUGCCCUACAUCGGCCGCAUUGAGAGCAUGUGGGAGUCCUGGGGCAGUAACAUGGUGGUGAAGGUCAAGUGGUUCUACCACCCGGAGGAGACGAAGCUGGGGAAGCGGCAGAGUGACGGGAAGAACGCGCUGUACCAGUCCUGCCACGAGGACGAGAACGACGUGCAGACCAUCUCCCACAAGUGCCAGGUCGUGGGGCGGGAGCAGUACGAGCAAAUGACACGGAGCCGGAAGUGCCAGGACCAGGACCGGCGGGACCUCUACUACCUGGCGGGCACCUAUGACCCCACCACAGGCCGGCUGGUGGCAGCCGACGGGGCGCCCAUCCUGUGUUGAGCCCGGCUGCGUGGGCAGAGCCGGGGAGCCCCCCCCCCCAACGCCGCAGCCAGGAGCAAAUAUGCAACCCCCCGACCCCGCGGCGGGCGCCGGCUUCGCAUCACUGUCCCUGGCGAGCGGGCGCUCCCGCGUGCGGCCCGUCCCGUCCGGAGAGUCGUCCAGCCUGGGCCGGCCCAGCCGGCGCCCCGGAUCCCCAUCGGCCGUUCCCGAGAGAUUAGAAUCCAAGCCAUAUUUUCCCUAGUACCUCCGACUGUCUCCCACCAGGGAAAGCAGAAAUCAGGUGUGUUGUCUAUUUAUUUCUCUAUGUAAAUAUUGUAUUUCUGCGGGAAGUUUUAUGGAAAAAAAUAGCGGAAAAGGAUUUUUUUCCCCACACGCGUGACAAGGGUGUAUGUGCAUGUGUGUGUGUGCGUGUGCGUGUGUGUGUGGGUGUGUGUCUAGGCUUUGUUCUGGGGGGUUUUCGUUGAAAAUGCACUGUUUUGCUCAGCCUGGCUGAGCUCCGACAGGGGCGUCUGUGGCGACAGAGGCAGCUGAGGGUGGGGGCGGCCACAGGAGGGGGACCCUCGGGUACACCACCCAUCUCGGGGGCGGAGAUGGAAGUCACACUCGACUUUAUUUCCUUUUAAUCCACCUCCUAGGAAGACCGUAUUGGGGGGCGGGGGAGGGGAGGAGGGCGAUGGUGAGGGUCCCUGGGGAGAGAAGGGAUUCCAGAAGCUGAGAUAAAAAUCAGGAUCAGCGGGUCCCCCAGCCCGGGAUCGUGACAGCAGCCAUAAAUGUAUCUUACCUCUGUUAAAAACGAAACAAAAAUGAACAAAUAUUUUUAAGUAUCGAUACGAAAAAGUGAUGUUUUCGUUUUAUUUCCUGAAUAUUCCAAGUUCUUUCUGAUUUCCGUUUUGAUGGCCAAUUUGCCUAGCCUCCACUCAGAGCAGGGACGGGAUUGGCCCCCACCAACUUACAUGGAGGUUUCUGGGCCUUCUCUGUGGCCACCGGGAAGGCAGACAGCAUGACCAGUUGGUGCCUGGGGUGCGGAGCGAGCAGGGGUCCCUCCUGCCCGCCCGAGCCCACACCCUAGCCAAGUGCAGGGAGCACCCCUCCGGGGCGCUCACCCCUCCACCCAGUGCUGGACGGGUGGCCCAGACUCUCGGCGCCACCCCAGGAGCCUCAGAACACUUGUCACCUCUUCACUUCUCCCGUGGCCAAGAGAGAGACAGGGCAAGCCAGACGCGGCCCAACCACCCUUGUCCCUGAAACGUACUGAGGGCCACAUGUCCUCAUGUGCCACCACACCCACUGGGAGCCCCAGGAAAGCCCCCCACGUUAGUCACUGUUCCUUAGGACGAGUUUUUGUGUGACCACAGACCUGCAGCCCAGGUCCCCGGGAAACAUGGGGUGUCGGCAGGUGCCCGGCACCCCAACCCGGCCCCUCUCCGCCCCCUUCCUUUUCAGCCAGGAAACCAUCCCGGCCCCACCUCCCACUCCUGGCUCCGUGGGAAAUGCAGGGGCGGGGGGGGGGGGGCUCCCCUGCGCCCCGGCCUACCUCUCCCACCCCAUUCUCCCCUUUGUCUCCGCACGAGUGCAAUAUUUCAUUCCUGGCGGUCACCCGGGAGGCGGUGCCCGAGGGCCUGCUCGCGGCUGGAGAAGCAGAAGGCUGCCCGGAGGAGAAGACCUGCCCGGUGCCAGGGCGCCGAGUGGGGACAGCCCAGCCGCAAAAGUUCAAACCCCAGGCACCGAGCGAAGGAAACCCUUUUUCUUGGCCCUCGUGUCGAUUCUCUGCCCUCCUCCCCCGCCUUCUCUUCUUCUCUCUCCCUCUAUCUGUGCGUGUGGGCGGUGCGGCCCUCCUUCUAACCGUGGUUAGACCUGGCGAAGCACGACUAUUGUAAAUGUGUAAACUAAGAUGGUUGGAUUUUUUUUUUUUCCAAUGUAAACACUAAAAACAAACAAACAAAAAAAACAAAACACAAAGGUUUUAUGAACAGCAAACUCUAUGUAAAGGCAUUUUAGUAUUAAAUUUUUUAUUGAUAACUUGCUUAAGAAUAAAUAUAUGAACUAUUGUACAGGU
Herpailurus yagouaroundi (jaguarundi) is the source of this 9982-nucleotide messenger RNA. It is a transcript of the gene BAHCC1, whose product is annotated as BAH domain and coiled-coil containing 1. Lineage: Eukaryota; Metazoa; Chordata; Mammalia; Carnivora; Felidae. Gene Ontology annotation, molecular function: chromatin binding. The record is from RefSeq and is a predicted model, not a curated record.